Aspergillus candidus is the source of this 2964-nucleotide messenger RNA. Its product is annotated as WD40 repeat domain-containing protein. The record is from RefSeq and is a predicted model, not a curated record. The coding region runs from base 486 to 2282 and encodes 598 amino acids. Gene Ontology annotation, molecular function: anaphase-promoting complex binding; ubiquitin ligase activator activity; protein binding. Lineage: Eukaryota; Fungi; Ascomycota; Eurotiomycetes; Eurotiales; Aspergillaceae. Gene Ontology annotation, cellular component: anaphase-promoting complex. Gene Ontology annotation, biological process: positive regulation of anaphase-promoting complex-dependent catabolic process; positive regulation of ubiquitin protein ligase activity; anaphase-promoting complex-dependent catabolic process. The transcript has 4 exons.
CCUUGGUUCCCUGUCCGCCAUUUCAACCCUUUUCUCCCUCACCAGACCGUGGUCAGGUCCCUCUCAAAUGACCUCCACAAUUUGCAGGAUUUCUGAAACUCAACCCUGGGUCUGGUGAGAGACACUGUUGACUUAUCUUCAUCCCUCCCCGUCAUUCCUUCGACCGCCUGCCCGCCCGUCCAUUUGGUGAUCACUCCGAGCGGAGAGAAAGGCUCGUGUUGUCACUGGUGACCUCGCCAUCCCCCGAGAGAUAUACCACCAAGGAAAAGAAGAACAAGGGACAGAGGACACCGGGUGUGGCUGGAUUGGGAGGAAAUCGGAUUACCCGCUAUUUAUCUACUACAUAUCUUACGACCGGUCUCGCGCUCAUCUGGACCGUCCUGCGAUUGCGCCCUAGAAACUUGUCGCAUACGAUCAGAUUCGCCUCGCUUAUUUUGAUUCCCGCUCGCAUUCAGAAUCCCCGACAGCCGAUAUAAAGGAAAGUCAUGAGCGACAAAACCCGGAGUGCGGAGGCGUCGGCGGCUCGCCGCGCGACAAGAGGGGCCAAACCGUCGAACAACCCGGCCAAUGCCUUAAAUCUUGCCUCCCCGCCCGGCUCGAAGACGCCUCCCAGCAUGCCUGCCAAAAAGACCCUGUUCUUCCCCGGUUCAACCGGGGGACGCCAGAAGAGUCGAAAUAGUUCCGAGCCCAUCGACCCGGAUGCGCUUGCCAAGGCAUUGAAGGACUACGAAGACGCUGGACGUCCGCGCGAAAGGACCCCCGGGACAAGCCCGAGUCGGAAAAGACAGAGGGUCUAUGGUGAUAGGUUUAUACCAAAUCGGGACGGACAGGAUCUCCAAGCCACGUAUAGUCUCCUUCAUGAGGAUGGGUGUCCGUCAACGCCGUCGAAAUCCAAGAGACGAGCGCCACACUCGGAGCUCCAGUUCCAAAAGACGGAGGAAGCGAACAGGACAUACUCGCGAGUCUUACGGAGCGAGCUGUUCGGAAACAGCGUGCCACAGGCCGAUUUAGAUUCAUUGUCCCCAGAUCCCGUGCUGGGUCUAACCGGCGGCAUCAACGAGAAGACUCGUUCACAUACCCCACCCUCCCACGUUGUCUCCAACUUACCCCCAGCCAAUAUCACCCCUUCAACACCCCACAAGAAUCUCUUCAACUACGCAUCCCCGCGGGGGUCGGGACAACCAACCCCCUCCAAAACACCUCGAAGCCAGCAUGGCCCUAAUCUGAACGUCCGGUCGGAGCUUUACAGUUUGUCUCCCAUUCGGUAUGACAGCCAGCGCAUCCUGGAGACCCCUCGCAAACAACCACGCUAUGUCAACAAGGUUCCCUACAAGGUUCUCGACGCGCCAGACCUUCAGGACGAUUUCUACCUGAAUCUGGUCGACUGGGGCAGUAGUAACGUGCUUGGCGUUGGCUUGGGGAACUCCGUAUACAUGUGGAAUUCGCAGACCGGCAGGGUCACAAAAUUGUGCGAGCUGAAGGAUGACACAGUCACCAGUGUGAACUGGAUUCAACGAGGUACGCAUCUUGCCAUCGGCACCGGCAAAGGACUGGUCCAGAUCUGGGAUGCCGAAUAUUGUCGUCGCCUUCGAACCAUGAUCGGGCAUACCAAUCGCGUGGGCGCUCUGGCCUGGAACGACCACAUCCUCACUUCCGGGUCUCGCGAUCGUCUGAUCUUUCACCGUGAUGUCCGCUCCCCCGAUCAGUAUCUGCGCCGGUUAUCCGGUCACAAGCAGGAGGUGUGCGGGCUUCGAUGGAACACGGAGGAUGGCCAGUUGGCCUCGGGGGGAAACGACAACAAGCUUCUGGUGUGGGACAAGCUGAACGAAACCCCACUCUAUCGCUUCUCCGAUCAUACCGCCGCCGUCAAGGCCAUCGCCUGGUCCCCCCAUCAGCACCAUCUGCUCGCCUCCGGUGGCGGUACCGCUGAUCGAACGAUCAAGUUCUGGAACACGUCCACCGGCUCCCUGAUCAAAGAAGUGGACACUGGCAGCCAAGUGUGUAACCUGGCGUGGUCCAAGAACUCCGACGAGAUCAUCAGCACCCAUGGUUACAGUCAGAACCAGAUCGUCAUCUGGAAGUAUCCGCGCAUGGAGCAAAUUGUGUCGUUAACCGGUCAUACGUUCCGCGUGCUGUACCUGGCCAUGAGCCCCGACGGCCAGACCGUCGUCACGGGUGCUGGCGAUGAAACCUUACGUUUCUGGAAGAUCUUCAACAAACGGCCUGGUCGAGAACACGGGCGCGAAGGGAGCAAACUAGCGGAAUGGGGCACCAUCCGAUGAUGCUCCUAUAACGAUUCGCAUGGCUUCGGGAGUCGCGACCUCGACGCUUUACUUUUCUUUCUUUUCUUUAUUUUCCUACUAAGAACUUCCCACAAGCAUUAGAAUAUGGCGUUCCUGGAUUUCGGCGUUACUGCGACCCACGGUAUAUCCUUGGACGGUCUGGGGGAGGGUCUAAAGGUCUAGGUUGGCAUCUCUGCAUUUUGUGGGUUUACAGCAUAAUCCGGGCGACUGUCAGGUGCUUAACUAUCUUUGUUUCCCAUCUUUCAUCUGGUCACAUUUUCAUCGCAUGUACCUUGGGCCCUUGCUUCUUCGUUUUACUUGCUUCAUGUUGUCUUUUGAUGUUUCGCAUUCGUGCCUUGUCGUUUUUUCCAGUCUUAUAUCCCUUUACAAUGAAUAACAGCGACGGCGCUCAUGGUGUUCCCUCUGGUGGCCCCCGAACGUGGCGUUGCCCACCUGGAUGGAUAGGUGGCUGGCCUUUGAUUGCCGUCAGGGUCUUUUCAUCCCAGUUUCACUUGCAUGGUAUGGGCUUUGCACUCUCGAGGGUUUCAAAUUGACGAUGAGAUGACAUUUUACACUGGGCACCUUCUGCUGUUACUGGUUUUUCGAGGCGUGCAUUAUUACUGCGAAGGUAUUCGCCGGUUGACAGAGCGUUUCAUGCAUGAUUCUAAGGAACGGAAUAAAA